Molecule: messenger RNA, 7275 nt
Organism: Xenopus laevis (African clawed frog)
Lineage: Eukaryota; Metazoa; Chordata; Amphibia; Anura; Pipidae
Gene: dock7.S
Product: dedicator of cytokinesis 7 S homeolog
Exons: 51
Coding region: 236-6643 (2135 amino acids)
Source: RefSeq, a predicted model, not a curated record
ACUUGGAACAUGUUAAUCAUUUCCUGGGACUAUGAGGAACGUCUGACUCUCACAUGAGCAUGAACUCACUCUCCGAUUCAAUCCGAGGGAGUUGGAAUACGGAACGUAUUUUAGCAGUAUUACGGUACGCUAGCCCCUAUCCUAUUCUUCCGGAGUGGAGCGCAAUACGGCUUCCCUGCGUUCCACUAGAUUCCUGCUCCCCCCUCACAGCCGGGAGUUGCAGUGAGAAGCGGCCAUGGCUGAGCGCCGCGCAUUUGCACAGAAGAUUAGCAGAACAGUGGCUGCAGAGGUACGAAAACAAAUAUCUGGACAAUAUGGUUCUCCACAGCCCCACAAAAACCUAAGCACUGGAGGAGGAAGCUCACAUCAUGCUUCGGUUCCUCUUACAGAAGUGGUUGACCCAGUUGAUUUUGAGGACUAUCUCAUUACUCAUCCAGUGUCUUUAGACUCAGGUCCAUUAAGAGACCUGUAUGAGUUUCCUGCUGACGAUGUUGAAGUUCUCUAUGUUCAGAGAGAAUGCAGGACUAUGGUGUCUUCAGUACCAGAAGAAAGUGAAAUGGAUUCUCAUGUCAAGGAUUGCAUAAGAAGUUACACAGAAGACUGGGCAAUUGUAAAUAGAAAAUACCACAAAUUAGGAACUGGCUUUAACCCUAACACACUGGACAAGCAAAAAGAGAGACAAAGGGGUUUGCCAAAGCAAGUUUUUGAAUCUGACGAGGUUUCUGAGAGCAGCAGCUACCAGGAUGACCAAGAUGACAUCAAAAGACGCUCAAUGUCCAUAGAUGAUACUCCACGGGGAAGCUGGGCUUGCAGCAUAUUUGAUCUCAAAAACUCUGCAUCUGAUGCUCUUGUACCUAACUUACUUGAUCGUGCUCCAAAUGAAGAAAUUGAUCACCAAAAUGAAGACCAAAGGAAAUCAAGCAGACACAAAGAACUCUUUGCAUUGCAUCCUGCUCAGGAUGAGGAUGAACCCAUUGAACGGUUGAGUGUUCCUGAGGUACCAAAGGAACACUUUGGACAGAGACUGCUGGUAAAAUGCAUAUCCCUAAAAUUUGAAAUAGAAAUCGAACCGAUUUUUGCAAGUUUAGCUUUAUACGACAUCAAAGAAAAGAAGAAGAUAUCUGAAAACUUUUAUUUUGACUUAAACUCGGAACAAGUAAAAGGAAUGUUGCGUCCAUAUGUCUCCUCUCCAGCCAUCAGUACCCUGGCUAGAUCAGCUAUCUUUUCAAUCACUUAUCCUUCCCAAGAUGUAUUCCUGGUUAUAAAACUGGAGAAGGUGUUGCAGCAAGGAGAUAUCGGAGAAUGUGCAGAACCUUAUAUGAUAUAUAAAGAAGCAGACACAGCAAAAAACAAGGACAAAUUGGAAAAAUUGAAAAGUCAAGCAGAUCAGUUUUGCCAGAGACUGGGAAGGUACCGCAUGCCCUUUGCCUGGACAGCAAUUCAUCUGAUGAACAUAGUGAGCAGUGCUGGGAGCCUGGAACGAGAUUCCACCGAAGUAGAGAUUGGCCCAGCAGAGCGUAAAGGCUCGUGGUCAGAGAGAAGAAACUCCAGCAUUGUUGGAAGGCGCUCAUUAGAACGUACCACUAGUGGUGAUGAGUCAUGUAACCUGACUGCCUUUCGACCUGCAACACUUACAGUGACAAACUUCUUUAAACAGGAAGGAGAUCGACUGAGUGAUGAAGAUCUAUAUAAAUUUCUUGCGGAUAUGAAGAGACCAUCAUCUGUGUUAAGAAGACUGCGACCAAUUACUGCUCAGCUGAAGAUAGAUAUAUCUCCUGCCCCAGAAAACCCAAAUUACUGCCUAACUCCAGAAUUGCUACAAGUGAAACCUUAUCCGGACAGCAGGGUGCGGCCAACAAGAGAAAUAUUGGAGUUUCCAGCAAGAGAUGUGUAUGUCCCAGAUACUACCUACAGAAAUCUUCUCUAUGUUUAUCCUCAAAGCCUUAAUUUUGCAAAUCGUCAAGGCUCAGCAAGAAAUAUAACCGUAAAAGUUCAGUUCAUGAGUGGGGAAGAUCCGAAUAAUGCCAUGGCAGUAAUUUGUGGCAAGUCAAGUUCCCCGGAAUUUUCGAAAGAAGCAUAUACAACUGUAGUAUAUCACAACAGAUCACCUGAUUUCCAUGAAGAGAUAAAGAUCAAGCUUCCAGCUACACUUACCGAUCAUCACCACUUACUCUUCACAUUUUACCAUGUCAGCUGUCAACAAAAACAGAAUACCCCCCUUGAAACUCCAGUUGGAUAUACAUGGAUACCAAUGCUUCAGAAUGGCCGCUUGAAGACAGGACAGUUUUGCUUGCCUGUUUCCUUAGAAAAGCCACCACAGGCAUAUUCUGUGCUUUCUCCAGAGGUCCCUCUUCCUGGAAUGAAAUGGGUGGAUAAUCACAAAGGAGUUUUCAAUGUCGAGGUUGUUGCUGUUUCCACUGUUCACACACAGGAUUCAUACCUGGACAAGUUCUUCGCUCUUGUUCAUGCUCUGGAUGAGCAUAUGUUUCCAGUUCGAAUAGGUGACCUGAGGAUCAUGGAAAACAACUUAGAAAGUGAGCUGAAAAGUAGCAUAUCAGCUCUAAGCUCUGCUCAGUUGGAGCCUGUAGUACAAUUUCUUCACCUCCUGCUUGAUAAAUUGAUUCUUUUGGUCGUACGGCCUCCUAUCAUCGCUGGGCAAAUUGUUAACCUAGGUCAGGCAUCAUUUGAGGCUAUCGCUUCCAUCACAAACAGACUCUACAAAAACCUUGAAGGAAAUCACGAUCAGCAUGGCAGAAAUAAUCUUCUUGCCUCCUACAUUCAUUAUGUGUUCCGGCUGCCAAACACUGAUCCCAAUUCACCUUCGCCAGGUCCUGGUGGAUUGGGAGGAUCAAUGCACUAUGCCACAAUGGCACGGUCAGUAAACAGACCAGCAAGUCUUAACUUAAACCGAUCCAGGAGUCUUAGCAACAGCAAUCCUGAUAUAUCUGGGACCCCAACUUCACCUGAUGAUGAAGUGCGAUCAAUCAUUGGUAGUAAGGGUUUGGAUCGCUCAAAUUCCUGGGUAAACACUGGUGGUCCCAAAGGUGCCCAGUGGGGAACUAACCCUAGUCCAAGUGCUGAAACAGUGCAGGCAAUGGAUCGAUGUAAUCGUAUGUCUUCGCACACUGAGACGUCGAGUUUCUUACAAACUUUAACUGGACGAUUACCAACCAAAAAGCUUUUCCAUGAAGAGUUGGCUCUGCAGUGGGUGGUUUGCAGUGGAACAGUGCGUGAAGCUGCUCUUCAGCAAGCCUGGUUCUUUUUUGAGCUGAUGGUGAAAAGCAUGGUACAGCAUCUGUAUUUUGCUGAUAAACUUGAUUGUCCAAGGAAGCACCGGUUUCCUGAAAGAUUCAUGGAUGAUAUAGCUGCCUUAAUCAGCACAAUGGCUAAUGACAUUGUCACUCGGUUUCAGAAGGACACAGAAAUGGUGGAAAGGCUUAAUGUCAGUCUUGCAUUUUUCCUCAAUGAUCUGUUGUCUGUCAUGGAUAGAGGUUUUGUCUUCGUUCUUAUUAAGGCUUAUUUCAAACAGGUCUCAUCAAAACUGUAUCUACAGCCAAAUCCAAGCAUAUUGGUCUCACUGAGGCUGGAUUUCUUACGUAUAAUUUGCAGCCAUGAACACUAUGUCACAUUAAAUCUGCCCUGCAGCUUGCUCACUCCACCUUCAUCUCCUUCUCCUUCUGUUUCAUCAGCAACUUCCCAAAGCUCUGCAUUUUCUACAAAUGUCCUGGAUCAAAAGAUAGCAAAUAUGUUUGAGUUGUCUGUGCCAUUUCGUCAGCAGCAUUACUUGGCAGGCCUGGUGCUGACUGAGCUGGCAGUCAUUUUGGAUCCAGAUGCAGAGGGAUUGUUUGGAUUGCAUAAGAAGGUCAUUAAUAUGGUACACAAUUUACUAUCUACUCAUGACUCUGAUCCCCGGUAUGCUGAUGCAGAGGUAAAGGCCCGAGUGGCCACGCUGUACCUCCCUUUGAUUGGCAUUGUCAUGGAAACUGUUCCCCAGCUUUAUGAUUUUACAGAGAGUCACAAUCAGCGAGGAAGACCGAAUUGUACAACAGCUGAUGACCAUGAUGGCGAUGGUGGAAGUAUGAUCAGUCAGUCAGUUGCCAUGGCUAUAGCAGGAACAUCAGUUCCACAACUCACAAGACCAAACAGCUUUCUGCUAACAUCAACAGCUUCACGGCAGCAUACUACGUUUUCAGCAGAAUCUAGCCGGAGUCUGUUAAUCUGCCUUUUGUGGGUUCUAAAGAAUGCAGAUGAGACUGUUCUGCAGAAAUGGUUUACUGACCUCUCCAUCCUUCAGCUAAAUCGUUUGCUUGACCUCUUGUACCUGUGUGUUUCCUGCUUCGAAUACAAGGGUAAGAAAACUUUUGAACGGAUGAACAGCUUGACUUUUAAGAAAUCCAAAGAUAUGAGAGCGAAGCUAGAAGAAGCAAUUCUCGGCAGUAUUGGCGCCAGACAAGAGAUGGUCAGAAGAAGUAGAGGUCAGCUUGAGAGAAGUCCGUCUGGAAGUGCAUUUGGCAGCCAAGAAAACCUACGCUGGAGGAAAGAAAUGACUCACUGGCGGCAGAACACUGAUAAAACAGACAAGAGCCACAAACCAGCAAGAUCAAGGGCAGAACUUGAACAUGAAGCACUUAUAGAUGGAAACUUGGCAACAGAAGCAAAUUUAAUCAUACUAGAUACUUUGGAAAUCAUUGUUCAGACUAUUUCACUGACUGAAUCCAAGGAGAGCAUUCUGGGAGGUGUGCUUAAGACUCUUUUACACAGCAUGGCAUGCAAUCAGAGUUCUCUCUAUUUGCAGCACUGUUUUGCCACACAAAGAGCCCUUGUUUCAAAGUUCCCAGAGCUUUUGUUCGAGGAAGAAACUGAGCAGUGUGCAGACCUGUGCUUAAGAUUACUUCGGCACUGCAGCAGCAGCAUCAGUAACAUAAGAUCACAUGCUGGUGCUUCUCUGUACCUGCUUAUGAGACAGAACUUUGAAAUUGGAAAUAAUUUCGCAAGGGUUAAAAUGCAGGUUACCAUGUCCUUGUCAUCUUUGGUAGGGAGAUCUCAGAAUUUCAAUGAAGAAUUUUUAAGAAGGUCACUAAAGACUAUUUUAACAUAUGCUGAAGAAGAUCUAGAAUUACGGGAGACAACUUUCCCUGAGCAGGUCCAGGAUCUUGUGUUUAAUCUCCACAUGAUUCUCUCUGAUACCGUGAAAAUGAAAGAACAUCAAGAAGACCCCGAGAUGCUUAUUGACCUGAUGUACAGAAUUGCAAAAGGUUAUCAGACGUCACCUGACCUGCGCUUAACCUGGUUGCAGAAUAUGGCAGGAAAACACUCAGAAAGGAUCAAUCACGCGGAGUCGGCUCAGUGCCUAGUUCACUCAGCAGCUCUUGUGGCUGAAUAUUUAAGUAUGCUAGAGGAUCGCAAGUACCUUCCUGUAGGCUGUGUUACCUUUCAGAAUAUUUCAUCUAAUGUGUUGGAAGAGUCUGCAGUGUCAGAUGAUGUGGUAUCCCCAGAUGAAGAAGGCAUUUGCUCAGGAAAAUAUUUUACAGAGGCUGGUUUGGUGGGACUUCUAGAGCAAGCAGCUGCCUCCUUCUCAAUGGCUGGUAUGUACGAAGCAGUUAAUGAAGUCUACAAAGUGCUUAUACCCAUACAUGAGGCCAACAGAGACGCUAAGAAGCUCGCCACAAUUCAUGGAAAACUCCAGGAAGCAUUUAGUAAAGUAGUCCAUCAGAGUACUGGCUGGGAGAGAAUGUUUGGGACCUACUUUCGGGUUGGUUUCUAUGGGACAAAGUUUGGAGACUUAGAUGAGCAAGAGUUUGUGUAUAAAGAACCAGCAAUUACAAAACUAGCAGAAAUUUCCCAUCGGCUAGAGGGCUUUUAUGGAGAACGCUUUGGAGAAGAUGUUCUUGAAGUUAUUAAAGAUUCCAAUCCAGUUGAUAAAUGUAAAUUAGAUCCUAAUAAGGCCUUCAUUCAGAUAACCUAUGUAGAACCUUAUUUUGACACCUAUGAAAUGAAGGACAGGAUUACAUACUUUGACAAAAAUUAUAACCUGCGACGAUUCAUGUAUUGCACCCCAUUCACACUGGACGGGAGAGCCCAUGGUGAACUUCAUGAACAGUUCAAGAGAAAGACCAUCCUAACUACCUCACACGCAUUCCCGUAUAUUAAAACCAGAAUAAACGUCAUCCAUAAGGAGGAGAUCAUUUUAACUCCUAUAGAAGUCGCCAUAGAGGACAUGCAGAAAAAGACUCAGGAGCUGGCAUUUGCAACUCACCAGGAUCCAGCUGACCCAAAAAUGCUUCAAAUGGUACUACAGGGUUCAGUGGGCACAACAGUGAAUCAGGGCCCGCUGGAAGUUGCACAGGUGUUCCUCUCAGAAAUCCCAAAUGACCCAAAACUGUUUCGGCAUCACAAUAAGCUACGACUUUGUUUCAAAGACUUUACAAAAAGGUGUGAAGAUGCACUACGGAAAAACAAGAGCCUAAUCGGACCAGACCAAAAGGAAUACCAGCGGGAACUGGAGAGGAACUACCAUCGUCUGAAAGAAUCCCUUCAACCUCUUAUCAAUAGAAAGAUUCCUCAGUUAUACAAGACUGUUUUGCCAGUUACCUGCCACAGGGAUUCUUUCAGCAGAAUGAGUCUCCGGAAAAUGGACCUCUGAACAGAGCGGUACUGUUGAACCAGUGACGAGGAACAUGACUAGUUUGUGAAAUGAAAGCUGGCUUUGCUUCAGGACAAGUCACAGUUAACUCAGCAUGAAGUAUUAUAGACAAUAUGGCCAUUCAUUUUCACAGGAACACUUUUGGUCAGUUUUGACUCGCUAAAUUGUGUUACUUUGUGUCUGCCUUUUUUUUUUUUGUACUGUGACACAGAGGUACAAGAACAUUGUUUUAUCACUUAUUUAUGCAAGGUUAACAUGUAUUUAGUUAUUAAUUUAUAUUCAAGACAUUUCAUUUUUUAUGUUUGUUUUAAGGUACUGUCCAUUCUGUGCAGAUUUGCCAAAUAUGUGGCGUAAAAAUACAAUUUUUGGUCACAAGAUAAACCAAGGGAUAUGAGUGUUGACAGAUUUUUAAUGUGGAAGAAAGUUGCAUGGAAUGUCUGUUCUUUGGUCAAAGCCACGUGCAAUUUAUAAACCAUGACAAACUGUUUUUUCUUUUUAUGUGUUAAGUCAAUUACAGUCAAUAACAGACCCCAGUGCAACUAUUAUAUGUAGGCUGAAAUGUAUAUAUAUGUAUUCAUUUUCAUGAAUAAUAUUACAAUGUAGGAAAAAUAAAAAGGUACUUUUCAACAUUA